ACAUUUGAUGUCUCUCUAAUAUGUGAUCCUAAGCUUGUUGUUGCUGAAGUACCAAUAUUUAGAUCAUCGCUCAGUUGACUGCAGAGAUGUACGUAUCUAUUUCACUUUCCAUGCUCAAAUUGCAAACGGAUGUUGGAGUAUGACUCAUCAAUUAAGAUGAACCUAUCCAGUCUUUUCCGCAAUGGCCUGUUGUGCAUUAACAUUGGGUUUGACUUGGUAUCGGAAGUCCAUCCUUUCUCUUCAAGUCUCAGCUCACUCCAAGCAUCAAGCCAACCAUCGUGCAGAGGGAAAGGGCCAUCUAACUAUUAAUCUGAGUUCAUAUCACCACCAAAUAUAACAUUGGGUGCAUUUGAUAGAAGAUUAAGAGCCAUUUUAGUCUGUGUUAGACCCUCCAUACUGUGCAUAAUUGGUGGUAUUGGGCUCUCCAGAUGGCUAGUUGCAAGUUGCAACUGUUAGAUUCUGACCCAUGCCAAAUCAAUCUCAGCUGCUCAAAGCUCUCUUCCCAUGGAGGAGUUUGGAAAGCGACCACAGUAGAACCUUUUGCCAGAAGCUUUAAGACUUGCAGGAGUUGGUGAUACCUACAUCUGGAAGAUGUUGCAGUAUCAGGCGCCUAAUUGCUUUCAUUCUCUCAUGCAGUUCCAGUUCUUCAUUGAACCAGACAUUAUGAUGCCAGAACUGUUGUUCAAGAAGUCAAAAAGACCAGCUUGGUCUCUAAGAAGCAGCAGCAGCAGCAGCAGCAAAGUCUGAAAGCAUCUUUGCCAGAUGGCACUACUCGCAAGGAAGGAUUCCAUUUGUCAGGUGAAAGCAUUCUGGGAAUUCGGUGGGUUUUCCUCCAAGAAGCAUCAGCCGCUGACAGCUCAUAUCAGAGUGACGACUCCAUUGACAGACGGAUAGCACUUUCCUCUCCCUUCUCUCUCGUUGUCUCUGCUGCAUCUAUAUCAUGGUCAUGGAUCGAGAGUUGGGCUGCAUGCGGUUCUCUUCUCUCCUCACUCACCUCCUUUCUGUGCAGCAGUCAGAAGGAGCCGUUCCUGCAGCAGCAUCCUAUUGCUAGUUUUGAGGAUGGGAAAGAGUCGCCUCUUGGCCUCUUUCCUCUCUCUGCUGCUGUUGCUGCCUUCUUGCGUGCUGGGGGACAGCCCAUACAGGUUCUUCACUUGGAACGUGACCUAUGGCGAUAUCUAUCCUCUCGGCGUCAAGCAACAGGGGAUUUUGAUCAAUGGGCAGUUCCCGGGGCCACAGAUCGAGGCCGUCACCAACGAUAACCUCAUCGUCAAUGUAUUCAACAGCUUGCCGGAGCCCUUCCUCUUUUCCUGGAACGGAAUACAACAAAGGAGAAGCUCGUGGCAAGAUGGUGUUUAUGGCACCAACUGCCCCAUCCCCCCCGGUGGGAACUUUACGUACACCAUGCAAGUGAAGGACCAGAUCGGGAGCUACUUCUACUUCCCCUCGCUGGCCUUCCACAAGGCUGCCGGUGGAUAUGGUGGCAUCAGAGUUCUAAGCCGCCCAUUAAUCCCAGUGCCUUUUGCACCUCCGGCCGCCGAUUACACUGUCUUGGUUGGCGACUGGUACAAGGCUAACCACACUGACCUGAGAAACAUAUUGGACGGUGGCAAAGAUCUUCCCUUCCCUGAUGGUCUUCUAAUUAAUGGCCAAGGAUCGAAUGGAAGCGCAUUUACUGUCGAUCAAGGUAAGACGUAUAGGUUUCGAGUAUCGAACGUGGGGGUGGCAACAUCACUGAACAUAAGGAUUCAAGGGCAUGCAUUGCUGUUGGUGGAGGUGGAAGGAUCUCACGCCCUCCAAAACACAUAUUCUUCGCUCGACAUCCACCUCGGCCAGUCUUACUCCUUCCUCGUCACGGCUGAUCAGCCACCCAUGGACUACUACAUCGUCGUUUCGACGCGAUUCACCACCACCGUGCUCUCCACCACCGCCAUCCUCCAUUACAGCUACUCCGACGGGAAGCGGGUCGAGCCACCGCCGGGCGGGCCGACUACUGACAUCGAAUGGUCCCUCAACCAGGCGAGAUCGAUCAGGUGGAACCUGACAGCCAGUGGACCGAGACCCAAUCCCCAAGGCUCUUAUCACUACGGCUAUGUGAACGUCACAAGGACCAUCAGGCUUGCCAACUCUGCACCGGUCAUCAACGGCAAGCAGAGAUAUGCCGUCAACAGUCUCUCCUUCAUUCCAGCUGAUACGCCCCUUAAGCUAGCGGACUUCUACAACAUCUCCGGAGUGUUUGAACUCGGAAGCAUUUCAGAUAUCCCCACAUCCGGGCCUGCUUCUCUUCGAACAUCAGUCAUGGCGGCCGAUUUCCGAGCUUACGUCGAGAUCGUGUUCGAGAACUCCGAGACCAGCGUGCAGUCUUGGCAUAUCGAUGGAUAUAACUUCUGGAUCGUCGGAAUGGAUGGAGGGCAAUGGACACCGGCAAGCAGGGAUAGCUACAACCUAAGAGAUGCAGUAUCUCGUUGCACUGUUCAGGUGUAUCCCAACUCAUGGUCAGCUAUCUACAUGCCUUUGGACAACGUGGGCAUGUGGAACGUCCGAUCGGAAAACUGGGUUCGCCAGUACUUGGGUCAGCAGUUCUAUAUCCGCGUCUACUCUCCGGCGAACUCAUGGAGGGACGAGAAUCCAAUCCCGAGGAACGCCCUUCUCUGCGGCCGGGCGUCAGGCCGUCGAACGAGGCCACUCUGGUGAAGCACAAGCACAGGCAUCUUCGCUGACACGAUCUCUCUUCUCUCUCUUGCCAGCUUCUUCCAUUGAUUUCUUCUUGGAUUUUUAGUUCUUACUGUUCUUUGUACUACUUCCAAUCUCUCUCAGUCAUCUCAAAUACUAUGAAUCUCCGAUUAUUUCA
Messenger RNA from Musa acuminata AAA Group (dessert banana), 2848 nucleotides. Its product is annotated as L-ascorbate oxidase homolog. NCBI's taxonomy places the organism in Eukaryota, Viridiplantae, Streptophyta, Magnoliopsida, Zingiberales, Musaceae. Gene Ontology annotation, molecular function: copper ion binding; oxidoreductase activity. Bases 1060 to 2691 code for a protein of 543 amino acids. The transcript has 12 exons. The record is from RefSeq and is a predicted model, not a curated record.